Molecule: messenger RNA, 5183 nt
Organism: Hermetia illucens (black soldier fly)
Lineage: Eukaryota; Metazoa; Arthropoda; Insecta; Diptera; Stratiomyidae
Gene: Isha
Product: SR-related and CTD-associated factor 4
Exons: 9
Coding region: 472-4221 (1249 amino acids)
Cellular component (GO): nucleus
Molecular function (GO): RNA binding
Source: RefSeq, a predicted model, not a curated record
GGAUUUUUCAAUGACGAAUCGGUAUUAAUAUUGAAGGUUGCCAUUAUAAGAAAAUUACUUUUUAGUUACUAACGACUUUUGGUUUUAAUUUUAAACUUAUUUUCAAUUUUUUUCAGUAAUUUCUUAUGAAUAUUAUCGUGUAUUUCAUUAAAUUAUUUAAUUACCUUUUCUUUUAUUUCCAUCAUUAGAAUAAUCAGCACCGCCAUCUAGUACCGAACACACAUAACUGCAUGUAACAAUUACGUCGUGUUCGCCACUUGACACGCACACAAUCGCGACUAUUUCGCGCAUAGAAAAAGUCUAUUCGAAAUUGGUCCUGUCGUCGCCAUUUUGAUGGUGUGUGACUAAAACCAGGCUUUUCUAAGGUUUUCUCACGCGAGUUUGCAGAGUUUAUCGGCGUUCGGGUCUCCGAGGACGUCUAGAUAGUAGUGAUUUCGUUUUCAUAAAGGCAAUGCGUAAAAUACAGUGAGAAUGGAGUCCGUAGCUGCAUUCAAUUCGGAGCUCUCGGGUCUGUACGACUCGAAGCCGCCGAUAUCAAAAGCGAAAAUGGCAUCAAUCACCCGUGCUGCGAUGAAGGCUAUAAAGUUCUACAAGCACGUCGUGCAGAGUGUGGAGAAGUUCAUUCUGAAGUGCAAGCCGGAAUACAAGAUCCCAGGGCUGUACGUCAUCGAUUCGAUCGUGCGUCAAUCGCGGCACCAGUUCGGUCCAGAGAAGGAUGUGUUUGCACCCCGUUUCGCGCGUAACAUCAAGCAGACCUUCGCCAACUUGUUCCGGUGUUCGCCCGAGGAUAAAAGCCGAAUUAUACGAGUCCUGAAUCUUUGGCAGAAGAACAGUGUGUUCGCGCCGGAAGUCAUCCAACCAUUGUUCGACUUGGCUGAUCCAAACAAUCCAAUCUACCAGACUCUGCCUCCUGUGAAUUCUUCCAUGGAUAUUUCGACCAGUUCAAAUGGAUUAAAUACGUCAGGCGAUGGGAGCUCGCAUGAUGUUGAGGACUCGCAUUCGAAAAGUGUAGAUUUAACAGCAGCGAGUGGCCACCAAAAGGCAAAUACUCUUGACCAAAGCACAAUCCGUCAACUACAACAACUUCAACAAAUUCUCAUGCGGCAAACGAAUGAGGCCAUGGCGUCGGGUGUUGGUGGUGGUAGUUGCACGGGUUCCAAUCAACCCGAUUCAGUCAAAUUUAACAAAAAGCUUCUCGAUUAUGAUUACGGGGAUGAGGAAGAAGAGGAUAAAACUACUUCUCCGCACAUUCCAAACCUUCUAGAUGGUAAUAAUUUGACGCAACUUCUGAAGGAUCCGAAUGUAUUGAGACAGUUGCAGACACUGCAGAAACUAAAGCAGCAAGAAGAGAAACAAAACAAAUUAAAUGAGAUGCGAUUACAAGAAGAGGCAUUCGAAAAACACUUGCAAAAUGUGUUGAAGGGAAACAGCGGUGUUUCUGGCAUGCAGUCAGUUGGCGAAGGUGGCGAAAAGGAAGUCGAGUUCAUUUCAAAUGAUGGAAGCAAAAUAGAGGUUAUAAAUCUGGAUGGGAAUGAUUCACGUAGUCCAACACCGGAUCGCGAUCGUUACAAUAAACGAAGACGAAGCAGUCGAUCACGAUCGCCAAGAGACGGACGGGGACGUGAUCGAAGACGUCGAUCAUCGAGAUCGCGAUCACGUUCGCCACGAUCUCGAUCACGAGGUGGUAGUCGAUCACCGCGCUCCAACCGUCGCCGAGGCUCCCGUGAGCGCGACCGUGGCAAAGACAAGGAACGUGAGAAGGAAAAGGACAAGGAAAAGGAAUAUGAACGCGAAAGACGACGAAAAGGGUUACCGGAUAUCAAAAAAGAACAUUUAAGUGUAUGCAGCACAACAUUGUGGGUGGGACAUCUUUCAAAGCUUGUACAACAGGAAGAGCUAUCCGAUACAUUUGGCAAAUAUGGAGAUAUUGUUAGUAUCGAUAUGAUUCAUCCACGUGGCUGCGCAUUUAUUGUGAUGAAUCGACGCCAAGACGCCCACAAAGCGAUGGGUGGACUGAAAAAUUAUAAAAUGCAAGGCAGAGCCAUAACAAUCUCUUGGGCAGCUGGAAAAGGUGUUAAAAGUAAGGAAUGGAAGGACUAUUGGGAUCUGGAUCUAGGCGUUAGUUACAUACCGUGGAACCGAUUGAGUGUUGAUACAGACCUUACAUCACUCGAGGAGGGAGGAAUGUUCGAUGAGGAUUCUAUGCCUGAUUGGAUGAAAGACAAACUGAAUCAGAAGAAAGAUGUGAAAGAUAAGGCCCUAACAGGAGGUAUUUUCGGUAUAGAAGGUCUACCCUCCGUAGAUACUUCUCAACCACCUCCAAAUGCAGGUGCAAUGAUGCCCGGUGUACCCAUGGUACCACCAUUCUCCAUUGGUCCAGUGCCACGCUUAAUGCCCCCAAUGGGCGUUCCACUUCCGGGUAAUAUGGUUCCAGGGAUGGUGCCCGGAAUUCCGAUGCCCCCCAAUGUUGUCACUGGUAUGCCUCCACCGCAUAUGUUACCACCUGGCGGAAUGAUGCCUGGCUUUGGACCAAUACCUCCUCCAAUGGACAAAACUAUACCGCCCCCUAAUGCCGGGCCUUCUGACAAUGCUCCAAUGCCAUUUAUGGGUAAUAUGGGAAUUCCACCAAUGCAACAUCAACCUCCAUUUUCCGCCCUUGGUAUGCCACCGCAAUUCAACCAGCAGCAAGCAAAUCAACUAGCUUCUUCCAAUAUUGGUAAUCAAAACGAUGACCAUAUGGACAUUGAAAUGGAGGACGAAGUUCCUAUGAACCCAAAGCCUCCCACCACAAUAAACUUUAACCAACCUCCGCCUCUGUUUCAACCGCCUAACUUCAAUAUGCCAGAUAUGCCGGGUAUGGGCAAUGAUCGCAAGAACGACCAAGAUAGUUCUAUUGGUCGGGAUAAUAAUCAUCGUGAACGCAAUGAAUUCCCUAAUCAACGUGAACGUGGGUCGCGAUGGGGAAAUGAACGUAGCCUAUCUCGAGAGCGUGAUAUGCCACCACGUGAUAGGAAUGACAACAUGAAUGAAGGUCGGCCAGAUUUUAAUAGACGUGGCCCUCAUGAACAGAUGAAUGAAAAUCCACCUCAGAUAUGGCGAGAAAAUGGGCCAGGUCCAAACUUUCAACAUCCUAAUUUCGGAGAUAGACGGGGUCCGGGAGGACCAGGUGGACCUAAUAUACUUGGAAUGGAUAUGCAAAACGCACCACCACAUCAUCGACCUCCUCAUGAAUUUUUCGAUGGUAGGCGAGAAGAUUUUGGAAUGGAUGAUAGGCGAGGAAAUGGACAACAACGUGAUUUCUUCCAAAAUCAAGGAAAUCGAUUCGCACCACAACAAAUGGGCCCUGGGAUGGGUCGGGGAGCCCAGAUGCCGAUGAGAGGAGGUCCACCCCAGCCUCCGUUUGGACCAAGAUUAGGACCGAUGUUUAUUCGUGGACCAGCUCGACCAGGACCACCAGGUUUCAACUUUGGAAACGAUCGUCCCCCAUUUGAACGUGACGAUAGGGGUGGAGGUAGCGGUAAUAAUGGCGGUAGGAUGCGUGGCGGCAACAACAACAUGGAUAGGCGACAGGGCAAUUGGCGUGAUGAUGACGAAGGCAGGCGUGGAAAUAGAUUCCAUAAUAGAGAUCGUGACAACGACCGCAAUCGUGAUGAACCCAAAGGCCGCGACCGACAUGAUCGCGACAACAGAGAUCAUAGUUGGAAUGAUCGGAAAAAUGAACGAAAAGUUACUCCACCUCCUCCUCCCACGCAUGGCCGCAUCAAAAGUUUUGGUGAUACUGAAGAAGAUUGGGAUAAGGAACUGGUUGAUCACAGCGAGUCACCACCAGCAGCGCCUACCUCUCAACGGGGCAAUAAGAGAUCUGAAUCCAAGUCCGAGAAAAAAUCCAGUUUGGAUACCGAAGAAGAUUGGGAUGAAGAGCUGGUGGAACACAAAGUAACUGAUGAUCACAAAACUUCCUCGGAUAACACACAUCAAGAAACAGCGCCAAGCGAUACAAAUAAUCAGGAUCAACCUCAGGUGCCCGAACAGCCCCCGAACAAUGAAGAUAAGCAAGUUAGCAUAAAUAAAUUUACAGAGGAACCUAAGGUUGAUAUUCCUGAUAAACCAGCGGUUCCUGUGCCAGAACCACAGUCAGAGAAUACAACCAAACCAGAAGAACAACCAGCCACAAGUGAAGAGCCAGGCGAAGUAGCCGCAACCGAAGCAAGCACAAGUUAAAUGUUCCAUCCACGCAUAAGAUACUCUUCGUAGCGGAGCUCAUUCAUUCAGGACAGUCCAUUUCUACACUUAAGAGAGUGGAACUAGGGUUGCUGAUUAUCCUAUAUAGGGAAUACUCCACAUUAAGACUACCCGUUAUAAUGAACAGUUUUAUCCUUUAUGUAUAUACACUGAACUAAAUUGCUGAGCUCUUCGUCAGAUUCAAUGGAGCACGAUUCGUUAUGUCUACAUAUUUUGAGUCUGAUUGCUCCUAAACCUUCGCAAAUUAUUCUUGGCAAAUUAUGUAUAUGUAUAUUCUUUCCAAACCACUGGAAAACUACUUUAAUAUUUGUUAUCAUAUUCUAUUAUUCCGUGAGAUUUUUGCGUUGUUUGAUUAAGGCGGCAAGCAAAUAACAUUCAUAUAAGUCACAUAAUAUAUUCAAGCGGCAUAGAGCAAAUUAGAGAUGGCACGUAUCACCGUGAAUAAUGUGUAUGAAAUUGACCUCAGCGACCUAAAUUAAUAUCCAUCAUGAAGAAGUUUAGUUGUCAAAAGAGGCCAUCCCUGUUUAAGCAAUUUUUCAACUCACUGAUUCCGACAAAUCACGUACGCGCAUUAAUAUUAUAAUCAUAAUGGUAACUAGAUGGAAGUAGCAUCCUUCGAUGGGCAUAUACACGUAUAUAGUUUAUAUAUACAUUUCAUUUAUCUUAUUUCAAGUGGACUUUUGAAUAAAACGAAAAUAAGUGAAUUUCAUAGUAGUGUUAACAUACCAAGUCUUUUAUCGCUUAGAUAUAAUCAUUUUUAUCCCUAACACAUUGAGAACAAUUGUCAAGUGGGCUGUACAUGGUACAUUGGUUUUGCCGAUGAUUAUACAUUAUAAAUAAAUGAAACAACAAAUUAAGGAAAUAUUAUUCGUAGUUAAUUUUUGAUUGUAAAAUGCAAUUAUAACGAUCUGCAUUAAGUAAAAUAGAAUAUUUUCAAAAUA